This is a messenger RNA of Ilex paraguariensis (yerba mate), 369 nucleotides long. Lineage: Eukaryota; Viridiplantae; Streptophyta; Magnoliopsida; Aquifoliales; Aquifoliaceae. The record is from the annotation of a GenBank genome assembly.
AUGUCGAUUGAAGGAGGAGGGGUGCAAGCUAGAGUAAUCGAUGUUGAUGCAAAGGCUCAGGCGGACGUCGGUGAGGUAGGGGGACUGGUUGACAUUGGCGAGGAGGGCGCCGGAGACGAGGAGCCAUGGGCUGGCGCCGAAGGCGAGGUGUUGUGUGCUGGCGAGAAGGCUGAUCGCAGAGUAGGCAUGGCAGAAUCGGCGCCCCUAGGUGCUGCGCGAGGACUGGCGAGCGCGAGGGAGGCGUCACCAAGCGCGACUAGGCGUGGCGAUGGAGGAUGGGCAUGGAGCUGGGAGCCAAUAUGGGGUGCCAAGAGGUUGGGUGCGCUGAUGCUAGUGAAGCUAGUACCCAAGAGCAGGCGCAUAUGGUGA